Molecule: messenger RNA, 1641 nt
Organism: Arachis ipaensis
Lineage: Eukaryota; Viridiplantae; Streptophyta; Magnoliopsida; Fabales; Fabaceae
Product: mitochondrial arginine transporter BAC2
Biological process (GO): transmembrane transport
Molecular function (GO): transmembrane transporter activity
Source: RefSeq, a predicted model, not a curated record
GCAAACAAAAUACUAACCGGUGGCUUUUGUCCUUUUCUUUUUUGGCCCAUAAUUUACAACAGCGGCAUCAAAGUGAGGUUGUGAAUUGUCCCAGACUCCCAGCUCUCUUUUCUACCCUACCUUCUUUCAACCAAAGGAAAAGGAAGUAAUAAAAACAAGAAGAAAACGAAGGAAAACAUACAAAGGUCUGAGAAAAAUCAGGAGUUGUUUUCAGUUUUGGAUAUUUUUUGCUUCCUGGGUUUGUCACAAACAAGAAAAAGAUUCAAGCUUUGAACGAAAGAGAGCAUUUUAGCAAGCUGAAUAGCCGGUUCAAUUUUCCGACAUUUUUGUAAAGCAUAGGCACAACCAAGAGAAAAGAAAGCUCAAUAAGCAAAAAACCUUCGAAAGUGAUAGCUUUUAGUGCAAUUUGAUCCGUGAAGGAAACAUCAACAACCUGAUAGAUACAAAUAUAUAGUUUUUCCUUUCUGGGGUGUGUUUGUUUCUUCUGAAAUCUGAUACAUUAGUGUCUGAUCUUAUUCUCAUUCUCAUGUUUUGGGGAAUGAGAGAAGAAGGAAGAGAAGAAAGAAGAUAAUGGAUUUCUGGCCAGAGUUUCUUGCAUCAAGUUGGGGAAAAGAGUUUGUAGCUGGAGGGUUUGGAGGGAUUGCUGGAAUUGUAUCUGGUUAUCCAUUAGAUACAAUAAGGAUAAGGCAACAAAGCUCAAACAUUUUUGGUGGUUCAUCAUCAUCAGCAUUCAGUGUUCUUAGAAAUGCUAUUGCUAAGGAAGGACCAGCUUCUCUCUACCGUGGCAUGGGUGCACCUUUGGCCUCUGUUACAUUUCAGAAUGCUGCAGUUUUCCAAACUUAUGCAGUUCUCUCAAGAGUUUUUGACAAAUCUGUUUCUCCCAAAGACCCUCCUUCCUAUAAGGGUGUAGCAUUAGGAGGAGUUGGCACUGGUGCUCUCCAGAGCAUAAUUCUUUCCCCAGUAGAGCUGAUUAAGAUUCGUCUUCAACUGCGCCGCGGUGCAAACCACUUGACAGAACCCCAAAAGGGUCCUGUUAUGGUUGCCAAGAACAUAUGGAGAAAGGAAGGACUCAGAGGAAUCUACAGAGGACUAGGCAUCACUGUGAUAAGAGAUGCACCUGCCCAUGGUAUCUAUUUCUGGACAUAUGAAUACGUAAGAGAACAGCUUCACCCGGGAUGUAGAAGAAGUGGCCAAGAAAGCUUGACAACUAUGUUAACAGCAGGUGGGUUAGCUGGGGUAACAAGCUGGAUUUCUUGCUACCCUUUUGAUGUUGUGAAAACGAGGUUACAGGCACAAACACCAGAUUCUUUAAAAUACAAUGGCAUUGUUGAUUGCCUUAGAAAGAGUAUUAAGGAAGAAGGGCAUGCUGUUCUAUGGCGUGGACUAGGAACUGCAGUUGCUAGAGCUUUUGUGGUGAAUGGUGCUGUGUUUGCAGCAUAUGAGAUAACACUAAGGUUAUUGUUUAGUAAUGGAAAUAUUCAAAUGCAGGAAACUAUAUAAGACAAUGAAUUGAAUUCACUCCCUCCCCUUGUUUUCGUGGGAGACAUUAGAAUGAUAUAAUCAUUAGAAUAACAGAUGUAAUAUAAAACAAUUGAAAUGCAGGUUUGAUAUUGAAAAGCAUUACCACAUUUAGUUUCCACA